UAAUGGGCCUGGACUGAGGAAGGGGUUCAUUCUAACAACCUCUUAUUUUCCCUUCUUUUCCCAGCUUGUUAUCAUGGUUGUCCCCAGUCAUGUACUCCUUAUACCAGUCAGAUCCCAUUUGCAACCCCACAUUUUCCCUGAAUCGCCCCAAGUCGUGGACCAGUUAGUGAUAGAAGACAAGAGACCUCAUGUCCAUGACGGUGAAUGCCUUGCAAGGAAAGACAAUGAUCCAGAGUUUGUUUCUUGGUCAGUGUUCAACCGUGGACUGGUUGAUGAAGAAAACAACAUGGAUCUCUUCUACCAGACAGGACCCAUUUAUGUGAAGGUCAAUACCCUGCAAGGGAAGAAAAUAGUUGAGAGUGGUCUGCAGUCCGGAGACUUUUCCCUGCCUGAGUCCCUGUCCCCAUGUGUCCCCCCGCAACCCGAAACGGAGAACCUGCUGCAAAAAGUGACCGGGGUCCAGAGAGACCUGGAGGAUUUCAAACAGGAGACACUGCAGGCCAUUCACCGACUCGAGGAUGCCUACUGUGAGAUGAGCAGGAUGCUGACCCAGCAGGAAGAGCAGGCAGGGAGGGUAAAACAGCGAUUGCGGGAGGAGGAGGACCGGGGCAUCGUGCGGAAUAAGGUCCUUACCUUCCUGCUUCCCAGGGAGAAACAGUUGCGGGAACACUGCCGGUGGCUGGAACAUAUGUUGCUGAAGAGUGGGAGCCAUGAGGGACAGGGAUCUGCAAAGAAGAUUUCAGGGAACUGACCUGAUCUGUACUGAGCUGUCCUGAUGAGAUCCGGAGUGGCAGAGCCAUAAUUACUGAGAACUAAGCUGUGCUGGGAAAAAACAAACAAAACCCCCAAAACAACAACUUUAAAGGCCAAUCCAGUUUCUUCCCUGCCCCCAUCUUCCUGGCGCAGCAAUAGUACCUUGUCCUGUUGACCUUGGGGGGGGGGAGAUGAAGAAUAAUAUUAACAGUUAACUGU
This is a messenger RNA of Trichosurus vulpecula (common brushtail), 972 nucleotides long. It is a transcript of the gene CCDC182, whose product is annotated as coiled-coil domain containing 182. Lineage: Eukaryota; Metazoa; Chordata; Mammalia; Diprotodontia; Phalangeridae. The coding region runs from base 74 to 751 and encodes 225 amino acids. The transcript is spliced from 2 exons. The record is from RefSeq and is a predicted model, not a curated record.